This is a messenger RNA of Oryza brachyantha (malo sina), 1986 nucleotides long. RefSeq lists its product as uncharacterized. Lineage: Eukaryota; Viridiplantae; Streptophyta; Magnoliopsida; Poales; Poaceae. The record is from RefSeq and is a predicted model, not a curated record. The transcript is spliced from 10 exons. The coding region runs from base 59 to 1495 and encodes 478 amino acids.
CAACACCCCAACGACGCCUUCCCUCUCCCCGCCUUCCAUCCCCAAUCGCGCCGCCGCAAUGCCACCGCUCCACCGCCGCGGCGCUCUCUCCUUCCUCCUCCUCCUCCUCACCGCCGCUGCCUCCGCCGCCACCCCCGUCGAGCUCACGGCCGCGUCGCACCCUCUCCCCGCACUCCGUCUCCCGCCCGCGGCGCCCUUCGCCGGGGAGGAGGGCGGGCCCUUCUGCACGCGCGUCCGCGUCCGCGGUCGCCCGUCCCGCCUCCGCGACCCGUCGCGCUUCUUCCACGCCCUCAGGGUCCGCGCCAACGCCACCCGCCCCAGCGGCCUCGAGCUCUGCUUCCACCGGAAUGCCACAGUGGGUCCAUGCAAGUGCGCGGCGUCGCAGUGGCAUAAGAUGCCCAAGGGCGGGCUCUGGGCGCAAGCCAUCUCCCCCUACGACACCCGGAUCCUCGAUUUGCGUAUGCCAUCGGACCCUUCGAGGUAUAUCGUAGUGUCCACGGAGGAAGAGUUCUUGCUUCACAGGGUGGUAUUCUUGUUGCUGGGAAUGGUGCUGAUGGUGGUGGCACACACACUUAGCGAGUCUGUGGUAUUCUACUAUGGUGGAGCAAUGACUAUUGGAAUUUUCCUUGUGAUUCUUAUUAUACUCUUUCAGGGAAUGAAGCUUUUACCCACUGGUAGAAAGAGUUCUCUUGCAAUUUUUGCGUACUCUUCACUUGUUGGCAUGACGACAUAUUUUCUGCACUAUCUGUCGGGACUGUUGCGUUCGGUGCUUGUGGAAAUUGGGAUUGCUGAAGACAUGCAUAAUCCUCUAGGUGUAUUCCUUCUUGUAACUGUGAUCUUAGCUGGAGCUUGGUUCGGUUACUGGGGUGUCCGUAAGCUUGUGCUAACAGAAGAAGGAGCUGUUGACGCUGGUGUGGCUUAUUUUGUUGAGUGGGCUAUCUUGAUUAUUUCUGCUGUUAUGAUCCUGCAGAGUUCUUUGGACUAUCUAUUUGCAUUUUCAGCCUUAGCAUUUUGCACAGUUGUCAAAGCAGUUUCAAGGAUUGAGGGAACUUCAAGAUUUCUACUGUGCCUAUCAAGGGGAAUUUCGAAGGGAAUCACGAUUUUUCCCACCAGUUAUGAAGAUUUCGGUGAAGAAUACUCCAGCAUGAAUGGAUCUCACGAAGAUGGAUUUACCAAGCUUGGUGGUGAAUACCAGAGAUGUACACCAAAAAGAAAUUCACUUCGUAUGGGUUCAAGGAAGACAUUGUCACAAGGACAUGAUACAGAUAGCUACUAUUCUACCUUUCACACUACCCCUGAGCGAAGAAAAUUUUCAGAGGAGGAAUAUGAAGCAUUCACUAGAGAAGAGACAAACAAAGCUAUGAAACAAUUGAUCUCCUCGCCAGAUUUCAACAGGUGGGCACUAGCAAACGUGGACAGGAUAUCUGUAACUCCACCAAGAACACGACAAAAUAGCAGCAGCCAGCGGCGGAAACGUUUUUUCGGACUGUUUUAAGCCUAUCUUACAUCUGUAACCUGGUUUCAAUUGUCGAUCGACAGAUUGAGCUGUAUAUCAGUUUUUGUUCCUGAUAUCCUCAGUCCUCAGUGUGCUUACAGUGGUAGGUGUUCAAUGUAUAUGAACCGAGUGAUUGGCUGCUACAUGAGCUGUAACGAUGGCGUAUUUGCUUUUGUGGAAGCAAAUUUGUAGGAUAUCCUGUUAGGUUAGUUCUUGGUUGAAAUAGCUAGAGUAUUUGUACUAACUUUUAGGUGAUACGGUGAGUCUCAAGUUGACUGAAUUGUACAACCUCACUUCGUCUCUGAGACCGAGUAAUGCCCUGCUUGUUUUAGUUUAGGAUUAUUGUAACGUAGAUCAUAGAAAUUAUUUGAAACAAGGAAUUAGCUAGAGCGCAGAUUACUACAAUCUGACUAGUUAUAUAUCCGUGCUAACGCUACGGUGAUAUUCAUAAUUCAAUAUAAACUGGAUUGCACCAUUUCAAACCAAAAUUU